This is a messenger RNA of Cotesia glomerata, 1753 nucleotides long. It is a transcript of the gene Ada3, whose product is annotated as transcriptional adapter 3-B. The transcript has a single exon. The record is from RefSeq and is a predicted model, not a curated record. NCBI's taxonomy places the organism in Eukaryota, Metazoa, Arthropoda, Insecta, Hymenoptera, Braconidae. Gene Ontology annotation, molecular function: transcription coactivator activity. The coding region runs from base 289 to 1683 and encodes 464 amino acids. Gene Ontology annotation, cellular component: SAGA complex. Gene Ontology annotation, biological process: regulation of transcription by RNA polymerase II.
GUAAUUAACAGCAUCUAGCAGAUUGCUUGUUGUUGUUCUUAAAAAGUCAUUUUACAAUCAAUAAAUAAAUUUAUAAAUACUAAAUUCUUAAAUAAUUAGUUAAAUUAUUUAAUGACAAUUAAAAUAAGUGAUUUAUUUUAUAUUUUUUAAAAACUAUUUAAUAAAAAAUCAUGACACAUUGAUUCUAACCUAAAAUAAAGUGAUACAUCUGUUACAAUAAAAAUUUAACAAAUAAUGUUGAACAAUUAGGAUAAAAUAAAUAAAUUAAAAAAUCUGUCAGUUUUUUAGAUGAAAAAUUUGAAGUUAAUCAUGUCUGGGAAAGGUAAAUUAAAUUUAAAAAAGACACCUGUCAAAGUUCGUGAAAAUAAAUCCCAAGCGCCAGUCCAAGCAGCAGAAACAAGUUCUGACGGGAUUGAAAUGUCAUUUGCGCUGUCUGUAAUAAAAAUAUCUGAGAAUAGUAAAUUAUUACCUCGUUACUCAAGUAUUCUUCAGCGCACAAAUGAAGACAGUGUUGGAAUGGAAGAUUUGGAUACUCUCCAGCUAGAAUUGGAGACUCUGUUGUCAUCAGUGGUGGUGCGGAGUCGCUUAUUGCAAGAAGAAAUAACAUGUUUGACGUCCGCCGAAGAAAGACGGGACAAACGGUCCAAGAGCGGCAAAGGUUUGUCUUUUGAAAAAAAAAUACGCGAUGAAAAAUUGCGUAUUAAAGACAUGUACUUCAAAGGACAGUCUCCUUUGUCAACAAAAUUGCUGAAAGCUAAGGCACUAGUAGCAGGUAACUCAACAAAUCAAAUUGUACCUAAUCCGCAUGAAAUAGUUAGAGUUGAAGGAUCUAAAACAGAUGUUCCAAAAUUAUUGCUGCCUAAAAAUGACACGACGAAUAAAUUUUGGGCGUCUGUUGAUUCUUACUGUGCUGAUAUUAUGCCAGAUGACAUAAAGCUCCUGGAAGAACUGAUAGCGACUCACUCAGAUCUUGGAGAGUUCAAAAAAAUUCCCCCGCUAGGAAGACACUACAGUUACACCUGGGCGCACAAUGACCUGCUGCAGGAAGAAGAAGCGAGCAAUGUAAAUCGUGAUAAGAAAAAAAACCGGUCAGAUGUCUCUACGUUGAUGUCGAAGGUCGACAAAAAAGCGACUAGCAUUGCUGGUCCGCUGACCCAACGAUUAGUCUCAGCGCUGAUGGAAGAAAAUGUUUAUACUCCUAAUAGUGACAGCAAGGUGUUUAGAGAAGGUGAUCCUCCGGUGCUACGAGAUCUCUCUAUUCAAAAUUCAAUGAACCUGGAGAUGCGCAUGCACAAGGAACUCGUGGAGCAAGGGAUCCUCGAACCGGAUUCGCACAGGAAGAAUAAUGAAGAUGAUGAAAUUCUCGCGGAGAUUAAACGCUGUCAGCAGGAUCUUUUGACCUUAUCUAGUCACAAUGUGGUUCAGUUGAAACGACUGUUGAGUCUUGCUCAAGAAGAGAGUAAGCGGCAAGCGCUUAAACGGAAAAUCAGUGCUAUUGAUAAUGAAGUUGUGGAGCAUUAUAAUAAAUUAAUCAUGUCCAAGCAACGCAAGGUUCCUUUGACUAAAAAAGAACAGGAAAAAGCUUGGGCUAGUCUCAGGGAACGAGAAGGAUUGCUUCAGCAACUUAAUGUUUUACCCUCCAAUAAUGUUGGAGAAUCUGUAACUAGUAAUGUUGGAACGUAAUUUAUUUUGGUGUAUUUUAUUAUGUGUAUAAUUGUAAGUUUAAUUGAAUAAAAUCAUGAUUGUAAUUGUA